CUCUCCCUCCCCCCAUGAAGAUUUGCCAUCCAAGUCCCGACUGGAUUUUGCACGCCUUGGGUUCUUGGUCCAGCCACAGGUCAAAGGUACCCUGGAAUUGGUAAACUUCUUAGCAACCAGCCUUUUCCUUUUUUCACUGUACCUUUGAGACCACUUCCUGUAAGCAGUCUAGAGCCUUGUCUGGAAUCAUGCCUCUGUCAGGAACACCAGCACCACCCAACAAGAGGAAAAAGCUCUCCAAGAUCAUCACUGACCUGUCACACAUAACCCAAGAUGAAUAUGAAUCAGAGCCUGAGGCCUCAGAGUUCGACUUGGGGAAAAAGAUCAGGGCACCCAAGGAUAUCAUGCUGGAGGAACUAUCCCUUCUGAAGAACAAAGGCUCCAAGAUGUUCAAGAUGAGGCAGCUUCGUGUGGAGAAGUUCAUCUAUGAGAACAAUCCCGACCUCUUCAGUAGUGAGUCCAUGGAUAACCUCCAGAAGUUUGUGCCCACCCUGGGGGGCCAGAUGAUGGAUGUUGGUGGCCACCUGAUUGGUAGGCAGAUGGUUGGCGUGGCUGGUGGGGCUGGUCAAGCACCAGUGCCUCCUCCUAAACCUGGAAGCUAUGGCAAGGUAGCAGGGGGUGGGCUGCUAGCAGGUGGGCUUGCUGGAGGAGCUGGAGGUGCCGGAGGUGCCGGAGGUGCCGGAGUGGCAGGAGGAGCAGGGGGGAAGGAUGGUGUGUCAGGAGAUGCCUCACAGAGUGAGGAAAGUUCUAAGGCAUCUUUGGAAAAGGCAAAAAAGAAGGCCGCAUAUGUGAAGACGUAUGUUUCCCCUUGGGAACGGGCUAUGAAGGGCAAUGAAGAACUUCUAGCCACAAUGAAAGCUCAAAUGCCAGGACCCUCCUCUUACAUGGAGCUGCGCAAAUAUAAGUGCUUCAACAGGAGUGCUUUGCCCUAUGGAGGUUUUGAGAAGGCUGCUCAGCUGAUGACCUUCCAACUGCCAGACAUUGAUGUGGCUGCUGAGGAGCCUGAACCUGCAGUGGUGUACCAUCAUGAUAUCAGCUCACGACCCUCCUUUAACCGUACACCCAUCGGCUGGGGGGGUAGCGGUGAACCAGGCAGCAUUCACAUGGAGUUGGAUACUAUACCAUUUGAAGUGGAGACUGACGACCUGUGAACCCACAACCCUAAAAAAAACAAAAAACAAAUGUAUGCCUGUUCUAAUUAACCUGCACUCUAAUAACCAGACACACACACCUAUGCACACAGUCACAAUGCAACAAUCCAUCAGGAAGACAUGUAAAAUGUGAAUGGCAAACCUCUCUCACUGUUCAUGUAACUUUGAAUCUAAAUCUGCCUCUGAAUGUGAGCUUUAAUCAAAGAAAUAUGUAUGUAUUUGUGGAGGAAUUUUAUGCAUGAAGCAUAUCAGCGUAAAUGAAGGUGUCAGAUGGAGACUGAAGUUUUGACCCGCUUGUUAUUUUGUCAGCAUGUUGCACUUUAGAAGUGAACAAAUGAGCAUAAUGUGCCUUGGGCAACAAUGUCCUGUUAGCACUCGCAGUGAUGGACUGCUUGGCACACGCUGCUUUUUUUCUGUCACUUAGAUAAAGGUAAACAUUUGAGACUGCAUAAUCUGCAACCUUCCUUUAAAUAAGCUAACAUCCCAUUUUACCAUUUCAUUAUAGUGUCAUUUACAUGAGUAAAUACUGAUUAUAGUCAUGAUCAUCAUGUUUAUAAUAAUGUUGUAGUGCAUCUUACACAGUACUGUUGUUUCUGCUAUAGUAAUUGACUAUUAUUACAUGUAAUAUGGCACAUUAUGCAUAUUAACAUACUAAUCAUAUCCAUGUCUUCACAAACAUUAAUGCAAAAAAUCCAACAUACAAACUCUAAAUUACUGUCUUCACACCACCACAUGCCCAUUCUUAAAUAAAUGAUUGACUGCUUAUA
Messenger RNA from Labeo rohita (rohu), 1918 nucleotides. It is a transcript of the gene myoz1a, whose product is annotated as myozenin 1a. The coding region runs from base 189 to 1151 and encodes 320 amino acids. Gene Ontology annotation, molecular function: telethonin binding; actin binding; FATZ binding. Gene Ontology annotation, cellular component: actin cytoskeleton; Z disc. The record is from RefSeq and is a predicted model, not a curated record. Lineage: Eukaryota; Metazoa; Chordata; Actinopteri; Cypriniformes; Cyprinidae. The transcript has 6 exons.